Colletotrichum navitas is the source of this 363-nucleotide messenger RNA. RefSeq lists its product as uncharacterized. The record is from RefSeq and is a predicted model, not a curated record. Bases 1 to 363 code for a protein of 120 amino acids. The transcript has 3 exons. NCBI's taxonomy places the organism in Eukaryota, Fungi, Ascomycota, Sordariomycetes, Glomerellales, Glomerellaceae.
AUGGCCGACACAGUAGCAACCAACAACGGACCCGACGCGCUGGACGAGACCCUUACGCGACUCUCCAAGAAGCCCGGCGUCAAGGCCACAAUCAUCCUCGAUCGAGUCACGGGCGCCAUCCUGCGGACAAGCGGCCAGCUCUCCUCCUUCAACGCGGCGACUUUGGCAACAGGGCAGGGUUCGUUCUCUGGCGAGGGCGCCGCCGGGCAGCAGCAGCAGCAGCAACAAAACGGUGAAGAGCAACCGCAGGGCCUGGAGGAUUUUGCUGCCAAGGUGUGGAACUGGGUUAAUGCAUCGGGUACUCUUGUGCUUGACCUGGACACCGAGAUGAACGGCCGAGGAGGCAGAAGAACGAUACCCUGA